AUGAAGCACAACAUUUCAGAAGCCUUUAGGGGCACAAAAUCUGAAGAGAUUACUCAGGCCAAGUGUUUCCUUGGCGAAAUUGAGAAACGUUUUGCCAAAAAUGAUAAGGUUAAGAUGACAUCACUUCUGACUUCUUUGAUGCCUAUGAAGUAUAAGGGUCAAGGAAACAUGGAGCACAUUAUGGAGAUGUUCCAUGUUGCUUCAAGACUUAAGACACUUAAAAUCGAGCUUUCUAAGGAAUUGUUUGUUCUUAUAGUUUUGGUAUCGCUUCUUGCACAGUUUAACCAAUUUAAUAUUAGUUACAAUUGUCAAAAGGAGAAAUGGACUCUAAAUGAGCUCAUUUCUCAUUCUGUGCAAGAGGAAGAAAGGUUGAAGCAUGAUAAGUCUGAAAGCACUCAUUUGGCCAAAGCCUCUAAAGACAAGGGCAAGAAAAGAAAAUAUUAG
Gossypium raimondii (Peruvian cotton) is the source of this 444-nucleotide messenger RNA. RefSeq lists its product as uncharacterized. NCBI's taxonomy places the organism in Eukaryota, Viridiplantae, Streptophyta, Magnoliopsida, Malvales, Malvaceae. The coding region runs from base 1 to 444 and encodes 147 amino acids. The record is from RefSeq and is a predicted model, not a curated record. The transcript has a single exon.